AUGGAAACGGGACCCAAGGGAGGUCCUGGCGGCCGAAAGGACUGUCAGGAAAUCUGCUCCCCGGGACUACUGGUCUUCGCCGGCUCCUCGGAACAGGACGCCAACUUGGCGAAGCAGUUCUGGAUAUCGGCGUCGAUGUACCCCCCUAAUGAAUCUCAGCUGGUGCUGCGCCGGGGGAGCAGCCAGCGGCUGCCGGUGGCCCGGCCCUCCAGGUGCAGCGUGCCUGACAAAAGUCACUCCCAGUCUUUUCAACUCGAGAAUGACAAGAGCAGAGACCUCGCUAUGGAAGCCCUAAAGAUUCAGGAAUCUAAGGAGAAAGCAAAGUAUCUUCAAAAGUCAGAGUCUUCCUCUGUCUCCCAAGCUAGAGUGCAGGGGCAUCAUCAUAGCUCACUUCAAAAGACUCACCCACUUUUUUCCUUUAUACAGGCUAAAACGAGAGAGGAGAUUCUCCAACUCUUAAGAAAACAAAGAGAGGAGAGGAUCUUGAAAGAGCUGGUUUCUCGCCCUUAUAAACCACGGGCCAAAGUACAGAAGGCAAAGAAAGUGACAUCGGAGUCAGAUAAAGAGGAGCAUGAAGCCGUCAGAGCCUUGGACUGA
Molecule: messenger RNA, 597 nt
Organism: Otolemur garnettii (small-eared galago)
Lineage: Eukaryota; Metazoa; Chordata; Mammalia; Primates; Galagidae
Gene: HOATZ
Product: chromosome unknown C11orf88 homolog
Exons: 8
Coding region: 1-597 (198 amino acids)
Biological process (GO): cilium assembly
Source: RefSeq, a predicted model, not a curated record